UCCAACGGCGACCGCCAACAUCUUCCCCCCAGCACUCCAUCGCCCGCCGCCCGCAGACCUCCCUCCUCCGGCGACCGGCCGCCCCUCGCCGCCAGAUCGGCGCCCCCCACGCCAUCCCCGCCUGCCCCCCCGGCAGAUCUACUACGCGGGCGCUGCCCCACCCCACCCGGCCGACGCCGGUCAUCCCUAGCCACGGUGAAGAUGACUUGUGCAUAGAUCGAGCUUCAGUCUGAUGGAUUCUGACGACAAGAAGUUUGGCAAAGGACCUAGGGAGCUCACUGGUGCUGUUGAUUUAAUAAGUCAGUACAAAUUGCAGCCGCACCAUGAUUUCUUUUGCAAGAGGCCUUUGCCACUUGCAAUCUCAGAUACACAUUACCUUCACAAUGUUGUGGGGGACACUGAAAUUCGGAAAGGAGAAGGAAUGAAGCUAGACCAACUCGUUCAGAAUGCAUACUUAAGGGAUAAGCCUGCUUAUAUUAAGUCCUUUGAUAUGGAAACACUGGGGCAAGCAUUUCAGCUUCGAGAAACUGCUCCAGUAGAUUUACCCUCUGCUGAAAAAGGUAUACCUACUAUUUCGGGCAAACCGAAAAGUGAGUCCAAGGACAAAGAGAAAAAGCACAAAAAGCACAAAGACAAAGAUAAAGACAGGGAGCAUAAGAAGCACAAACAUCGACAUAAGGAUCGGUCUAAAGACAAAGACAAGGACAAGGAUAAGAAAAAGGAUAAGCAUCAUGAGAAGAAGAGGAAGCAUGAGGGGACGGAGGAUUCGGCAGACGUGCAUAAGCACAAAAAAAGCAAGCAUAAGAGUUCCAAAACCGAUGAGAUGGGUAAUGGACUUAGUUAGCUACAGUUUUCUUCUUACUUCUAUUGUCAAUCAAUGUCAUAUUCUGUUAGAAGGAGGCUCAAAAGGUUUCUGUCACCAGACCUGCUACAGAUCAAUUGAUAUCAUGAAUGGCUGUUUAUUUGAAGGUGCUUCAGAUUAGGGUCUUGCCUGCUGCUAAUUAUGUUGUUCUUGCAGUGUGGACCUUGUGGAAAAUGUAACUUGUAACAUGGGACAAUCGAACUGUAUUUUGCAACUUUUUUGUCCCUCACUGACUAAAUUGGUUGCCUUGUAGGAACAUUUAGAUAGGACUUCUAAUGAGAUUUUCUCUCUUAAGAUUAGGAAAUCUGAAUAGGUAUUUUUUGAUGAGAUAAUUCGUAAGAGUAAGAGCAGCCAGCUAUUUCUUUUAGGUAGGACUUCUAAUGUGAUUUUCUUAAAGGUUAGAACAUCUGGGAAGUUUGUUUGUGAUGAGAUAAUUUUUUAAGACUAGGAGCACUCCGCCAUUUUCUUUA
Messenger RNA from Triticum dicoccoides, 1332 nucleotides. RefSeq names its product probable mediator of RNA polymerase II transcription subunit 19b. Gene Ontology annotation, cellular component: mediator complex. Gene Ontology annotation, biological process: positive regulation of transcription by RNA polymerase II. Lineage: Eukaryota; Viridiplantae; Streptophyta; Magnoliopsida; Poales; Poaceae. The coding region runs from base 233 to 844 and encodes 203 amino acids. The transcript is spliced from 7 exons. Gene Ontology annotation, molecular function: transcription factor binding; transcription coregulator activity. The record is from RefSeq and is a predicted model, not a curated record.